CCUGUGGCCCCCAGGCUCAAGAGCCUCUUUCGGAUCGCGGCUCGUCCAUGUGACUCGGCUUCCGCUGCCUGCCUGCCUGCCUGCUUCCGCGAAUAGUAAAAGAGCAGAGGCAUCGGUCCCUUGAGUCAGAGGAGAGGAGAGCGGCUGACCUGGGCUCAGCAGAAGACGGCGUGCAGCGGCGCGGCAGCCAGCGAUAUGGUCAGGGGAUCAACCGUCAGCGGCUUGGGAAAUCCACAGCUAACCACCAGAAAAGCUGAAAAUUCAAUUUGAAGGUGCACUUCUAAAGUAAUCGGAUUAAAGCUCAUCCCCCUCUCCUCUCUCCCGCUCAGCCCUCUCAGCAGUGAAGAUGUUAAAAUGCUAAUCCACGGCCUCACUCCCAUCCUAUUUUGCUUCUUACCCAUGUGGAGCAUCCUGAUGCCGGUCUCAAGCCAUCCACAACACAACCGAUGUCGACUGGUACAAACCACAGCUCUCUGCAACAAUGGCAAGCUAUCCUCUGUGCCUCUUGGACUGCCGGGCUACAUAGAGGAGCUUCAGCUCAACCACAAUCACAUCCAGACACUACCAAACAAUUCUCUCCUCCACUACCCCUUACUAAAGACCCUGAGCUUAGCUGGCAAUGGUUUGGUGAAAUUAGAAUCAAACAGUUUUCAAAACUUACAACUGUUAGAAACUCUCAAUUUAGCUGAGAAUGAUCUUCAUAUUGGAUACCAAGAAACUAAUCAUGCAUUAAUGCAGCUGCCAAGGCUCAGAGCUCUAGAUCUCUCAGAGAAUAAGCUUGAGGACGAUAUGGCCUCAGUUCUUCUCCAGAACCUGACCUCCUUGGAGUACCUCAAUCUCUCCAGAAACCUCCUGCUGAGGUUGGAUGAAAGCUCAUUCAGGGACCUUCACCAGCUCAAAGAACUGGAUCUGCAGAGGAACAUGAUAUUUGAGAUUGAUGGGGGUUUCGACACCACUCCGAAGCUCCAAAGGCUUAACCUGGCCUUCAACUAUCUGCCUUGCCUCACUGAUUUCCACAUGACCCAGCUGGUGGUCCUGAAUGCCAGCCACAACUCCAUUGAGUGGUUUAUGUCGAGACAAGACCUCCAGAACACCUUCCAUUUGGAGACGCUGGACCUAACGGACAACAAACUGUUCUUCUUUCCUUUUUUGCCCAGUAGGACUCGCUUGCGGAACCUCUAUCUGUCCCACAACCGCAUACGAUUUUAUGAACACCUGGCAGACAAUGCCACCUCCCCAAACUGGACCACAAGUGUUCAGUUCUACAAUCUGAAGGGCAACGUGAGCAAUGUGACGGCUCAGCUGUGGGAUGAAAGUGUUUAUGGUGACAUCUCCUCUCUGGAGAUUCUAGAUCUGAGAGGGAAUCAGGUGGAUUAUUUCCCUCGAGGAUUCAUUGGGACAAUGCCUGUUCUGUCCAGACUCCAGAUGUGCACCAACUGUUUGAAAACCUUGAAUCUAACCUUAGAACAGUUCCCUGGAAGUUUGUAUGAGUUGGAUGUUAGCAACAACAGGCUGAACCAGAUUGUAGCAGAUGAAGGUACACUGACAGUCCUUGGCAAUCUGACUUACCUUAAUCUGAGCCUGAAUGACCUAGAGCGGGUACCCACCAGAUUGUUUUCGUCACUACCAAGUCUUAGGUCAGUGGAUCUCAGUUACAAUGACAUUGGUAUUUGCCAAUCUGCGGUACCUGAGGCCAGUGGAGACAACACCUCAGACUGUGUGGUGUGGACAAAUCUGGUAUCUCUAAGACAACUUUCUCUUAAGGGAUGCAAACUUGAAGGCAUUCCCCCUUCUGCAUUUGCAGGAAUGUUUCUAACACACUUGGAACUGUCUGAUAACCCGGGACUCGUUGUUGAAGAAUCAUUGCAAAGCCUCAGCGCAACAUUACAGCAUCUAGGCUUAGGAAACACACACAUACAAGCCUUUGACUUCUCACCCUUCCAAAGGCUUAAUUCUUUAAACAUUUCAAGAAACUCUCUUCCCUAUCUUCCCUCAUCACUUCUAAAUCUGGACCUCCAAAUGCUGGACUUGAGGGACAACAAACUCUCCACUAUUCCCCCGAGCCAGGCUAACACAUUAGCCCCAAAUCUCCGGACACUUUUUCUCACUGGAAACCCAUUCAACUGCUGUCAGAUGGAAUGGUACAGGAUGUUUGAAACAACCAAGACAGUGAAUAUGGUUGACAAAUCUGAUAUUAUGUGUCUGGACCUUAGCAAAAGAACACACCACAUGGAGAUUUUCUCAUCACUUUGGUGUGGGGACAAGAGCAGAGAGUCAAUUCUGUGGUACCUUCUGCUUUACAUACCCAUCUGCCUGUCUUUUGUGGGCAUUUUGAUCAUCUUUCUCUUCACAUUCAGGCCCAAACUGCUAAAGAAAACCAUCAAAAAGAAAUGUUUAAAGCCCACAUCUUACUGAUACUUUAUAAUAAUGAUUAAUUAUUUUGUACAGUGUAUUUUUGAGAACUAGAAAUUCUUUGCAAGUUGGAAAUGAAAUAAAUCACUUCAUUGUACAACUGGCUAAGAUACCAAGCUAGAACUUCUGGCAAUUAAAGUCUCAGGGUAUGUACAGAAUGACCUGCAUCAGUGACAUCUGAGCCCUAAUUGAUUUUUUCCCUAUUGACCUGCCAUGUGAACUGAACCAAACAAAAUGUGGUUCGAACUAGACCCUAAUGCUAAGACCCUGACGUAAAAUGUGGCUGCAUUCUUGUGGGAUACUGGGUGUGUGUGUGUGUGUGUGUGUGUGUGUGUGUGUGUGUGUGUGUGUGUGUGCGUGCGUGUGCUCACACAUAUGCAGAAGUGGUGUGAUGCAAGCUGUUGCUAUAAGCAGCAGAGGAAACAUGAAAUUUCCUGUUUUGCUGAGAUCUGCAACAACUGCCCACUUCUGUAUCUCAGAGAGGAGGGGUUUGAGGUUUCCUUACAAUUGGUAAGACAUACAUGCAACUUAGGACACACUGUUAAUUCAAUAUGAACCCCCACUGCACCAGCACACACAAGGAGUAUGGAUCUAUUGACUGAUGCUAGCUAAUACAUCGUGCUCUGCACUUUGCAACAAUGCAGUGAUGAGCUACCAAACCGAAGCAAAUGCAUAGAAAGAUAUCAUUGCAUCACAUUAUCAUGCAAGUGGAAUAAUCAGCACUGUACAGGGCUGAGGCAAUGCUACUUGAUCAAACUGUGUGUGUUUCUGCAUGUGUGUGUAUUUACUCAUGAAGGGGAAGGAUGGCAGAUCACAGUGUAGCUGUACUGUGCAAUGUGUUACAGUCCUAACCAGAAGGUAACCAGAAUACCACUGUGGUGAUGUGCUAGGGUCAUGGUGGUUGGAACAGAGAAAGAAAGAGAAACUGGAGAAAAGCCAUGUUGAAGCCCAAGCCUGCUCUCCACGUACAGUGUAACAGUAGAGCACGUGUUUAAAAUGCUGGGAUGUGAAUCCUCGUACCAGCUGCUGGCAUGCCCUCCACUCUGAGUUUGUAUAUGGAACUGUAUGAAUGUGAAACAGGAAAAACUAAACAUUUCCAAUAUGUUUCCUCUCAAAAACCUCCCGUUGCACUCCAUAACAUUUUUAGAAAACCUUGACCCAUAAUAGACUUACGCUGGUUUCAAGUCUAAAAACAACUCAUAGGUGAUGCAUAGUUGUUUACUCCAGUG
This is a messenger RNA of Myripristis murdjan (pinecone soldierfish), 3641 nucleotides long. It is a transcript of the gene nrros, whose product is annotated as negative regulator of reactive oxygen species. Lineage: Eukaryota; Metazoa; Chordata; Actinopteri; Holocentriformes; Holocentridae. The transcript has 3 exons. Gene Ontology annotation, molecular function: protein binding. Bases 355 to 2415 code for a protein of 686 amino acids. The record is from RefSeq and is a predicted model, not a curated record.